Dromiciops gliroides (monito del monte) is the source of this 2596-nucleotide messenger RNA. RefSeq names its product dynactin subunit 2-like. NCBI's taxonomy places the organism in Eukaryota, Metazoa, Chordata, Mammalia, Microbiotheria, Microbiotheriidae. Gene Ontology annotation, biological process: mitotic spindle organization. Gene Ontology annotation, cellular component: centrosome; cytoplasm; dynactin complex. The transcript has a single exon. The record is from RefSeq and is a predicted model, not a curated record.
CCUUGGUUGGAAGAUGAUUUCAGCACAUUCUUCUGUGGAUUUUGCUGCUCCAGGAAUUGCCCUGUGGCGUUAUUUGGAUAUAUUUUGGAGUGAUCAUGUCAUGAGGUUGAGAGCUUACUGAGAUUCGCCUUUUUUUAAAACAACUUUGGGGGCCCCUGCCACCACAUCAGACUAGCGCCGGACCGGGACUCCGACCGGCUUCUUCCGCGGGCACAGCUCGAGCUUCAGCUCUGGCCCCGCCGAGGCCCCGGACCCCCCCUGCCCUGUCUUCCCUGCCCUCCUCUGCCGCUGUCAUGGUGGACCCCAAAUACGCCGACCUCCCCGGCAUUGCCAGAAAUGAACCAGAUGUUUAUGAGACCAGCGACCUUCCUGAGGACGACCAAGCAGAAUUUGAUUCGGAGCUGGAGGAGCUAACAAGUACAAGUGUGGAGCACAUCACUGUCAACCCAAAUGCUGCCUAUGACAAGUUCAAAGACAAAAGAGUGGGGACCAAGGGACUUGACUUUUCGGAUCGUAUUGGGAAAACCAGAAGGACAGGAUAUGAAUCUGGAGAGUUUGAAAUGCUUGGAGAGGGACUGGGGCUGAAGGAAACACCCCAACAGAAGUACCAAAGACUGUUGCAUGAGGUUCAAGAAUUAAUGACUGAGGUGGAGAAGAUAAAGACAACAGUGAAGGAGUCAGCCGCUGAGGAGAAGCUGACCCCCGUGAUGUUGGCCAAACAGCUGGCCGUCCUGAAACAGCAGCUCGUCGCCUCCCACCUAGAGAAGCUGCUGGGACCUGUUGCUGCCAUCAACCUCACUGACCCUGACGGAGCCCUGGCCAACCGUCUACUAGUGCAACUGGAGGCAGCUAAGAGCAGCAAAGGGAUUGGGACAGGGGGCAAGGACAGUGCUGGGCCCUCCCCUGACAGCAGCCUGGUUACUUAUGAGCUUCACUCUCAGCCUGAGCAAGACAAGUUCUCCCAGGCCGCCAAGGUUGCAGAGCUUGAGAAACGGCUGUCAGAGCUGGAGGCAACAGUGCGCUGUGACCAGGACCCUCAGAAUCCCUUGUCUUCGGACCUGCAGGGAUCCUGCCUGAUGGAAACAGUGGAGCUGCUGCAGGCAAAGGUGAGCACCCUGGACCUUGCUGCUUUGGAUCAGGUAGAAGCACGCCUACAGAGUGUCCUGGGGAAAGUGAAUGAGAUUGCUAAACACAAAGCUGCUGUGGAGGAUGCAGACACACAAAGCAAGGUACAUCAGUUGUAAGAGACAGUUCAGUGCUGGAGUCCCAUUGCUGCUACGCUUCCGGAACUAGUACAGUGACUUGUUACCAUCAAGCAGCUGCAUGAGCAAGAUAUGCAGUUUGGUCAGCUCCUGACACAUCUGGACACCACCCAACAGAUGAUCGCUGGUUCUCUCAAGGACAACGCUGCCUUACUGGCUCAGGUGCAGGCUACCAUGCAUGAGAACCUGGUCACAGUGGAGGGAAACUUUGCCAGCAUCAACACACGAAUGAAGAAACUAGGAAAGUGAGCAGAAGUGGAGGGGCAGUCUCUGACCCAUUUGUAUAUAUCCUGUACUUAUCAGCUUGAGUAUGGCUGUGUUCCUUCUUUCCUUCAUUAUAAGAAUCCCAGGUCCCCGCCCUCACCUCCAAGGAGAGGACCUCCUGCAUGUGCAGUGUAUCUCCCUUCCAUACAUUCAACAGUGGUGGUCAAGGGGAAGCAUCUCCUGUUAGCCCCUGGAGACGGGGAAGGGGGGGGGGUGGCAUGGAAACGGCCAUUCUCCUAACCCAUGUAUAACACUGCUUUCCUGUGAUGUGGUGGGAGUAGGGGUACACAGAUGCUCUGUGACUAACUGUACAACUUUCUGAUCAUUAAAUGCUGUUGUGCUGUAAAAAAAAAACAAAAACAAAAACAAAAAAAACAACUUGGGGGGGUGGGGCAUGAGGGUUAAGUGACUUGCUCAAGGUCACACAGCUAGUAAGUGUCAAGUGUCUGAGGCUGGAUUUGAACUCAGGUCCUCCUGAAUCCAAGACCAGUGCUUUAUCCACUGUGCCACCUAGCUGCCCCCCUUUUAAAACAAUUUUAACCCAUUGGUUCUGGUUUUGCCAUCCAAGACCAAGCAGAACAAGUCUAAUCACUCUUCCCUGUGACAACUUUUCAGAUAACUAAAGAUAGUAUCAUCUCCCCUGAAUCUUUUCUAGUCAAAAUUCCCAGUUUCCUUCAGCUGAUCCUUAUAUGGCACAGACUUUCACCAUCCUGCUUGCCUUCCUCUGGUACUUUUAGUGUAUCAAUAGUCCUUAAACUGUGGUGCCCAAAACUCUAGAUGAUUCCUGAGAAGGGCAGAGUACAGAAAGACUUUUACCUCCUGAUUCCUGGAACCUUUUAAAGCAUCUCAGAAUUGCAUUUGCUUCUUUGGCUGACACAUUACUCUGCUCGUUCAUAUAGUUGCUCGUCCACUAUAAGGCUUUGAUCUGUCUCAGACAAACUACUAUCUAAACCAUGAAUCUCUCAUCCUGUAUUUUUGAUGUUGAUAUUUUGUACUCUAAUGGAAGACCUUGUAUUUCUCUCUAUUGCAUUUCGUCUUUUUUUUUUUUUUUGGUGAGGCAAUUGGGGUUA